UAUACUGCUUGUUGCUGCUGUCCACCCAUCCCUUGACCGCUCUCAAGGCCAAGAUCCUGAACUCAUCGCCAUCCCCGACCGAGCAAUGAGCGGACACCACUCCGACGAUGAAGAUGACGAUCAGACUUACUUUGCGGGCGGUGAACGCAGCGGCAUCGCAGUCCAGAACCCGGCACGCGGGCGGAGACCCGGGGAUAUAGUAGACGAGCUCCUGAAGCAAGCCGAGCGUGAAGGCGCUGAACCUGCUCCCGACACCUCCCCGUCAACCCGAUCAUUUGCGUUCUCAGGUGGAGGAAACACAGUCGGGGGUGAGGGAUCGUCCAGUCGAUCUGUCCCUGCUGCACAUGCGUCCACCCCAAGCCAAGAGGAGGUCGUUUCUCGAUCUCUUACAUUUUGGCGCAGUGGAUUCACAGUCGAGGAUGGGCCGUUGAUGCGAUACGACGACCCAGCCAACGCGGAAGUGCUUGCUUCCUUACGUGCCGGCCAAGCGCCGCCCUCAAUCCUUAACGUGCGCAUCGGCCAGCGCGUCGAUGUACAUGUGACCAGCAAAAAGGACGAAGAUUUCCGCCCAGGACCGUUCUCCGGCACGGGAAACCGACUGGGCUCUGCGACACCUGCAGCCACAGCGGUCUCGCGUGCCCCGCCUGCCUCUCCGCGCGGCAACGCCAGUCCCCGAUUCGAGGUCGACUCUUCCCUACCCACGACGAGCAUUCAGCUCCGCCUGGCCGAUGGAACACGGAUGGUGUGCCGGAUGAACCUGACGCACACCGUGCAGGAUCUGUGCAACUUCAUCAACGCAUCCCGUCCAGAGAACCGGACGAGGCACUACACCAUCGGGACAACGUUCCCUAACAGGACGCUGGACGACAUGGAUGCGACGAUCGAGGCUGCAGGUCUGGCAAACAGUGUUGUUGUUCAGCGAUGGGCGUGAAGGUUGUUACGAGCAACGCACUGUACAAUCCAAAUGUACUAUUAUCCAGAAAACGCAGUAGUGCGUUGGCCUCUGAGGGCUGGCGGGCUCACCG
Messenger RNA from Mycena citricolor, 1025 nucleotides. Lineage: Eukaryota; Fungi; Basidiomycota; Agaricomycetes; Agaricales; Mycenaceae. The record is from the annotation of a GenBank genome assembly.